Messenger RNA from Trichophyton rubrum CBS 118892, 1056 nucleotides. RefSeq names its product serine/threonine protein kinase. Gene Ontology annotation, cellular component: nucleus; cytoplasm. Gene Ontology annotation, molecular function: protein serine/threonine kinase activity; ATP binding. Gene Ontology annotation, biological process: protein phosphorylation; mitotic DNA damage checkpoint signaling. Lineage: Eukaryota; Fungi; Ascomycota; Eurotiomycetes; Onygenales; Arthrodermataceae. The coding region runs from base 1 to 1056 and encodes 351 amino acids. The transcript is spliced from 3 exons. The record is from RefSeq and is a predicted model, not a curated record.
AUGACACGAAUUGCGUGCUUUGGAGGGAAACUCUUCCAGCAGUACAGGAUGUCGGCCACUUUGCAGGCUAACAAUGACGAGCCCUAUACCCCUGGAACGAUGCUCAGGAGCGAUUCCGGCCAGAUUUAUAAAAUUGAAAAUAUCCUCGUUGAUCUGAGAAAACCCCUGCAAUGCGUAUAUCGUGCAAGGUUCACAUACCUGUUUAGAAUGAGAUAUCCCAGUGCAUUCUUUCUGCUAACUAUAGAGCCAGCGGAAAGUGCUGAGGGCAAAGUUUACAUUGUGAAGAACAUGGUUCCAGGAGAAUUUGAGUACCAAUUGGAUUUGCAGAAGAGACUGUCCUCUUGUCCAAACGUGAGAGCAGUAAUCGAUACUAUCAAAGAGUUUGAGUUGUUUAUAUUCCCGUUCUUGGCUGGGGACUUGCUUCAGCUAAGCCUGAAACCUCUUUGCAUGGAACCAAACAAUAUCCUUUUGGACUAUGAUGAGUGUGAUGAAAGCCUUAUGAACAUCAAAGCAGUUCAGAUCUCGGACCUUGAGGAUACAGUCAUUGUGCCUCCUGGGAAGCGGCUGCGAGGCCCUCUCUGCGGCAAUGCGAUCUGGAGAAGCCCUGAAAGCUGGUGUCGAUCUCGCCAAAACCAGGCAUUAGAUGUCUUCUCCUUUGGAAUCGUGAUGAUUUAUGUUAUGGUCAAUGAGAUGGUCUUUCGCGUCAAUGAUAACCAGCUUAAAGCUGAUGAUUCAUGGCACUAUAUUCACCGUCGACAUAUAUUCUACUUUGCCGAUGAAGACAGCUUUAAUGGGUUUCUUCAACAUAUUGGAAAGGAAAACAUCUUUUUCGAAAGCUUGGUAGCCCUCGCUGGCACUUUCACUCCAGGACAACUCAGACAGUCCUUUGAGACCUGGGAUUACGUGGACCCCGAUCUUAGGGAUCUAGUAGGGAAGAUGACGAAUCUAGACCCGUCGAGGAGGAUUACCGCAAGAGAGGCCCUUCAGCAUCGCUGGUUCAGUCAAGCUAGUUAUAUACACAUGGUAGCCGAGCUUUCUUGUACCAGGCCAGCCUAG